GCACUCUGUCAGAUAUUCCGCGUUUGCGUGCGUGAACAUUCAGUAUCCUCGAGGACACUUGUCUGUGAGAACGUGCAGGUGCACAGGUCAGAUCACGCGGAAGUGACGUGCGCGCUCACGAGAUUGGCGUUUAAACCGUCGGGAUUAGAUCGGAGGAGCUCAGCCGAGAUAAACGGUGCGAAGAGAAGAUACUUUGCGGUCGGCGCUAGAAGCAUCUCGGGAAAUGAGCGUCAACUUCUCUGGAGGUGUGUCAUAAUCCCCAACAGAACUCAUCUGUAAAGCCUCGCCACUCAUUUCCCGUCGGGUGAGGAGGGCAUCUGCCCAUGCACACGCACGGCACCAUGGGAAGCUCCCCAGAGGUGCUGUCCUGGACGUCCUGUCCCAGCCUGCUGGUGGGGAAGCUGAAGGAGGAGCUGAAGCUCACGGUCGUCGGUGACUCCAUGAAGAAAACCAACACUAAUGUUUCUCCUCAAACGCUGCUUCCGCCGGCACCACCUCCGCCGCAGAUCAUCGCAGACCUGGCUCCGCCCACCACCCUUCCCAUGCCACUGCAUCAUCUGCAGCUCCCCUGCAGGGACGCCGAGGCGGGUGGCACCAGCCCUCCGUGCACGGCCCUCAGCGAGGACUCGACGCGGGAGCAGGGACACUUCGAGAACAGCGUGCUGCAGCUGCAGGAGCACGAGGAGGCCGAGAAGCCGGGGUCCUGUGGUGAGGGAGGCUGCGGAAGCGGCGCGGAGGAGAAAAACGAGGAGGACGGGUGUCCGAUGAACCACAGCGCGGACUACAUGCACCACCAUCCACAUGAUGACUUCAAACUGCACUUUCACAGAGCCGGGACGGGCAGCGGCGGAUUCCUAGAGGGACUGUUCGGAUGCUUGAGACCUGUGUGGAAUAUUAUCGGGAAAACAUACUCGACUGAGUACAAACUUCAGCAGCAAGACACGUGGGAGGUGCCGUUCGAGGAGAUCUCUGAGCUGCAGUGGCUGGGCAGCGGAGCUCAGGGUGCCGUGUUCCUCGGAAAGUUUCGCUCCGAAGAGGUCGCCAUCAAGAAAGUCCGAGAGCAGAAGGAGACUGAUAUCAAACACCUGCGCAAGCUGAAGCACCCCAACAUCAUCAGCUUCAAGGGGGUUUGCACGCAGGCCCCGUGUUACUGCAUCAUCAUGGAGUAUUGUGCUCAAGGGCAGCUGUACGAGGUUCUCAGGGCCGGUCGUAAGAUCACGCCACGGCUGCUGGUGGACUGGGCCUCAGGGAUCGCCAGCGGCAUGAACUACCUGCACAUCCACAAGAUCAUCCACAGAGACCUCAAGUCACCAAAUGUGCUAGUCACUCAAAAUGACAACAUGAAGAUCUCAGACUUUGGAACAUCUAAAGAGCUCAGUGACAAGAGCAUGAAGAUGUCAUUUGCCGGUACGGUGGCCUGGAUGGCUCCCGAAGUGAUCCGGAAUGAGCCGGUGUCGGAGAAAGUAGACAUAUGGUCGUUCGGGGUGGUGUUAUGGGAGCUGCUGACUGGUGAGAUCCCCUAUAAGGACGUGGACUCGUCUGCCAUCAUCUGGGGUGUGGGGAGUAACAGCCUCCACCUGCCUGUGCCGUCCACCUGUCCCGACGGCUUCAAGAUCCUCAUGAAACAGACCUGGCAAGGUAAACCCAGAAACCGGCCGUCCUUCAGGCAGAUCCUUCUCCAUCUGGAUAUCGCCUCGGCGGAUGUGCUCGGGACGCCACAGGAGACCUACUUCAAAUCUCAGGCGGGAUGGAGAGAGGAGGUGAAGAAGCAUUUCGAGAAGAUCAAGAGCGAAGGCACCUGCAUCCAUCGACUGGACGAGGAGCUCAUUCGGCGCAGAAGAGACGAGCUCAGACACGCUCUGGAUAUCCGAGAGCAUUACGAGAGGAAACUGGAGCGAGCCAAUAACCUGUACAUGGAGCUCAGCGCUAUCAUGCUGCAGCUGGAGGUGCGAGAGAAAGAGCUGCUCAAGAGGGAGCAGGCUGUGGAGAAGAAGUAUCCCGGCACGUACAAACGCCAUCUGGUUCGGCCCAUUGUGCGGCCCAACGCUGUGGAGAAGCUCAUUAAGAAGAAGAGCGGCAUGAACCAUAAGCCCGGGACACAGCAGCCAAAGAGGUGAGUGAUCCGUGAAGACACGGGCUUAUCAUCUUCGGGCUUCUUCCGGGUUGUUAGGAGUUGUGAGGGUGGUCGAAAGUGUCUAGGGAAAGCCCGGUACCGCAGUAAGCCCCGCCACCGGAGGGCCAACAGCAAAGGCAGUCACAGUGAGUUCCCAGGGGCCCUCAAACCCAAUUCAGGGCCGUCGGAGGAGCAGCAGCCCCUACAGGAGCAGAGCUACCAUCACCAUCAUCACCCUCCGCCCGAGGGCCCGCUGUUACCGGUGCAGAAACGUGAAAUCGCCGUAGCCACCUGCGCCAACAACCUGCGCUACUUCGGCCCGGCCGCCGCCCUCCGCAGCCCACAGACCGACCACCUCCAGCGCAGACUGUCCGGCUCCAGCCCGGACCUCAUUUCCACCACCGUAGACGCUGAUUCACGGCACCGCAGGUCCUCCAUACCUCCCUCCGCGGGCUCCGGUCCGGGGCCGCUGUGUCCCUGCUGCCAGGCGCAUCCGUUCCCCGGCUGCAUGCACUGUCAGGAGACGCCAGCCGCUCCCAGUCACCCCCAGCUCCCUCAUUACUCACUGCUGAGCACCAGCGAAGGGACGCCACCCGCCGUCAAGAGAGCCACCGGAGAGCAGCCAGAGCAGAGAUCGUCCAGCGGCCUGCUGCACUCGCUCAGACCUCUGAGAAACGGGAGAGACGAGUCUUCUGAGGAGGAGGAAGGAGAGGUUGACAGUGAAGUGGAGUUUCCACGCAAACAGCGGCCUAAUCGCUGUAUGAACAGCUUUAAGUCGUACUCCACCUUCAGCUCGGAGAACCUGUCGGUGUCUGACGGCGAGGAGGGAAACACCAGCGAUCACUCGCACAGCGGCCCGCUGGAGCAGCUCAGCGCUAGUCAGGAGGAGCAUCUGGACGAGCUCCUGUCCCACACGCCUGAGAUCCCCAUCGACAUCUCCACGCAGUCCGACGGUCUGUCCGAUAAAGAGUGCGCCGUCCGCCGGGUCAAGACCCAGAUCUCUCUGGGCAAGCUGUGUGCUGAUGAGCACAGCUACGAGAAUCCGCUGCAUUUCGGAGAUUCCGACGGCGACACGUCGGAUGCAGAAUGUUCCGACGCAACCAUCAGGAACAAACAGCCCUGCGCACCUUCAUCCUGGUGAGCGCCAGCCUUCGGAGGAAACACGGCAAUAAUGACCCGUCUCAUCAGCCCUUCCCAUAAUGCACCUCUCUCUCUCUCUCUCUCUCUGAGCAUCUCAGGCAGAUUCCUCUGAAUGAUGAUAACGUAGCUAGAGAAACACGCAUAACUUAUUUUAUUACGAGCCGGAGGAAACGCAAAACGAAAUCAGGAACUCAGACUUACUCGGAGUAUUAGCGCUGAAGUGUUCAAGCAGUUAGAAGGUGACUGAAGUCUGGAAGGAUGUGUGUACUGUAAAGAUGUCUGUAGGUACGAGAGCGAAAGUGUUAAGUGCGUAGCUUGAGGAUCCACAGACACAGAUGAGCCUCGGCGACGUGCUACUUCCUGCGUUUACAGAAACGACGCCCUUCAGGAUCACUUCAGUUUGAGCACCAGCAGGAACGAUGUCCUUCUUUUGCCCUUGUUGACUUCCUGGAUGUGUGGAGAUAUCCCAGCAUGCCUGCUUGGUCGGCAUUUGAUCAGCCAAUCAGAUUGCUGCUGCUGCUGCUCACCUCUGCGGACGAACAGGAAGUCAAAGAACAACCGCUCUAGUCUUUAACGAUCACAUCAGUGUUUGGACUGAAGCGGAGCAGCUUUUUUCUCAUCUCAGGACUGUGUUUGAGGAGAGCAGUGAAAGUGU
Cyprinus carpio (common carp) is the source of this 3908-nucleotide messenger RNA. RefSeq names its product mitogen-activated protein kinase kinase kinase 13-like. Gene Ontology annotation, molecular function: JUN kinase kinase kinase activity; ATP binding. Gene Ontology annotation, biological process: protein autophosphorylation; JNK cascade. The transcript has 15 exons. The record is from RefSeq and is a predicted model, not a curated record. Lineage: Eukaryota; Metazoa; Chordata; Actinopteri; Cypriniformes; Cyprinidae.